Messenger RNA from Medicago truncatula (barrel medic), 2561 nucleotides. Its product is annotated as rust resistance kinase Lr10. Gene Ontology annotation, molecular function: protein kinase activity; ATP binding; polysaccharide binding. The transcript has 3 exons. The coding region runs from base 84 to 2078 and encodes 664 amino acids. Gene Ontology annotation, biological process: protein phosphorylation. The record is from RefSeq and is a predicted model, not a curated record. Lineage: Eukaryota; Viridiplantae; Streptophyta; Magnoliopsida; Fabales; Fabaceae.
UCUACUAAAGACUUCAAAAAGUCUUCCAUCUUGUUAAAUGCUAUCUUCCACGAUAAUGCCUUUAACUAAUUUGAUGUAAAAGUAUGAGUUUUUGCCACUUCUCAGAAAAUAAAAAAAUGUCAUUCUUUGCAACAUUGAAUCUUCUGGUGGUGUUGGUGAUGUUGCUUAUACUUCCAUACAACAACGUGCAUGGAGAUGAACAACAAGAUUCAUGCUCUACAAGGUGCGGUGACCAUAACAUAAGCCACCCUUUCCGAUUGAAAGACAGUCCCGAAAACUGUGGUGACAAAAGGUACAUCUUAUCAUGUGAGGACAACAACCAAUUGAUUUUGUACUAUGGUUCAUUUGGAAAAUACUAUGUACAAUCAAUUAAUUACAAUAACUUCACUAUACGUCUAUUGGAUUUCAAUAGUCAUGGUUACUCUAAUUAUUCCCUCCCACCUCAUCCACUAGGCUUCUAUAGUUUCGAUUCAAGGACCAUCAAUCCAAUAGCCUUGCCAUAUAGAGUGUUUGGGGAUCACUAUAUAGAUUUGUUCAAGUCUAUGUUAUAUGUGACAUGUCCCAAACAUGUCCAAUAUUCUUCAGGUAUUUACUUUGAUGCUGCUUGUAUGAACAUUAGUAAUUCUUAUGAACAGCAGAAAGGGAACUAUAUUGUGUUUGGGGACAAAUCUCUUUUGGAAUUGGCUCUGGGAGAUGAGUGUCGUAUAGAGUUGAUGUUUCUUACAUCUUGGGAUUUUAAGCAUGGUGGAAACAACAACAUUUCUUGUACGGAUAUUCAUCGUAUGAUGUUUUAUGGAUUUGAACUUUCAUGGCUCAAUAGUCUUUGUAAACAUGGUUGGUAUUCAGACAUCCUCGAUUACAAUAACCAACGUCGUGCACCUUCAGAAACUUGGAGUUUACAGGCUCUGGUAACCGUAUCUAUCUUGAUGUACAUAGGUAUAUUGCUUGGUUUUCUUUCCGGUGUUAAAUUUGUUCUUGGAGUACCUAUUGUAUUAUUAAUCUACAAAUGGCGACAAAAACAUUUAUCUGUGUAUGAUGGCAUCGAAGAUUUUCUACGCAGUGAUAAUAGCAUCAUGCCUAUAAGGUACUCUUACAAAGACAUAAAAAAGAUAACAGAACAAUUCAAGAUAAAACUAGGCAACGGAGGUUAUGGAACUGUUUUUAAAGGAAAACUUCGAAGUGAUCGUCUUGUAGCGGUCAAAUUAUUGGACAAAGCCAAGACCAACGGUCAAGAUUUUGUCAAUGAAGUUACUACCAUUGGUAGGAUUCACCAUGUCAAUGUGGUACAACUCAUUGGAUUUUGUGUGGAGGGUUCAAAACGUGCUCUUAUAUAUGAAUUCAUGCCAAAUGGAUCACUGGAAAAAUACAUAUUUUCUCUUAUUGAAGAGAGUAACUCUUUGAGUUGUAAAAAAUUGUAUGCCAUUUCUCUUGGUGUAGCUCGAGGUAUUGCAUACUUGCAUAAUGGAUGCAAUAUGAAAAUUCUACACUUUGAUAUAAAGCCUCAUAACAUCCUUCUUGAUGAAAAUUUCAAUCCAAAAGUUUCUGAUUUUGGAUUAGCUAGGGUUUCUCCUACAGACAAAAGCAUUGUGUCCUUAACUGCAGCAAGAGGAACCAUUGGAUACAUGGCCCCUGAACUAUUCUACAGAAAUGUCGGCACAAUAUCUCACAAAGCUGAUGUCUAUAGCUUUGGGAUGUUGUUGAUGGAGAUGGCAAGUAGAAGGAAGAACUUGAAUCCAUUGGCUGAGCAAUCUUGCCAAAUUUAUUUCCCUUUUUGGAUUUAUGGUCAGUUACAUGAUGGAAGUGAAGUAACAAUUGAGAAUGACACAGAUGAAGAAAUGAAAUUGGCAAAGAAAAUGAUGAUUGUGGCUUUAUGGUGUAUACAGACAAAACCAGGUGAUCGUCCUUCAAUGGAUAAAGUGAUUGAGAUGCUUGAAGAAGAAGAUGGGGAUUUGCAAAUGCCUAAUAAGCCUUACCUUUAUCCACAAGAUCUACCAGCUGAGGAUUUUAGAGAUGGUAAUACUAGAAGUUCUUGGUCUUCCUCUGAUACAUCAAUAAAUGAUUUCAUGGAACCAACCUGAUCUCGUGUUGGUUCUCGGAUGAGUUGCACAAAAAUUGAAGCAUAUUCACUGCCAACCAACUCUUUCAGAAGUAUUUCCCAACUUAUGCAAUUAAUUUUAAAUCUGUAUUGGUAUCACCAUGAUAGUCUUGCAAUAUGUAUUGGUCUCACCAUGUUGAGACAUCCAUUGUCACCACCAACGGUUUGUAGGUCAUUGAGCAGACACCAUAUAAGCAUCGAAAUUGUAUGCGUUAAUGGUUAUAGGCCUCUAAGUACAUGUGUGAAUACACGAUGAGGACGUUAGUGGUUGAUAUACAAAAUAAAAAACAUAAUAUCUAGCUUGAUCCAAUAAGCCUUUACAGAAAACUCGGUUUUUCUUUGUUGAUCCAAUGUGUUAGUGGUCUUUAUAAUCAUCAUUUUACCACACUUCAUUGUACUAAUUUGUUACAGUAUUUUACAUGUAUUCUUGCAAAUAUAUAUUAAGGUUUAUCUUCCACCUUCCACA